CUCCAUUGACUGAACCUUCUCUCUCCCUCACUUUUCUUUUAAUUUUUAAUUUAUUGCCAUGACUGCGCAUCGUCCUCUCUGUCUUAUCAGUCAACGCCAAACCAAACCCAUAAUCCCUUCUUUCCUCUCUCCUUCAAUCCUCAAUCUGAAACAAUCCUCAUCUGGAUUUUACUCUCCACCCCAGAAUCUCAAAUGGGUCGCAGACUAAACGACCCAGAAGCUUCCCGUUUCACCUCUCUCACCCUUCUUCUGCUGGGUUUUAUCUCCUGCGCGUUGGUCUACACGAUCCUCUCCUUAGUGCUUAAUCCCAGCGCCAAUUUUACAAAUUCAGGCUCCAAGUCUUUGGCAUUGAUAGAGGAGAGUUCAAAGGGUAAUGAUGGUGGGUGCUGUAGAGGGAUUGAUAAUUUGGAGCUGUGGGGGGCUGCAGUGAAGUGGGGGUCAGAAUUUAAGUUCAAUUCUUCUACGGCGUGUUGUGAGGCCUGCAAGGCUAUGUGUCAUGGCAAUGACGGGCCUUGUUUGUGUGAUACUUGGGUGUUUUGUGGGAAUAAAGAAACUUGUGGAUCGAAAUUCGGUGAGUGUUGGUUGAAGAAACAGAAGGAUACAUUGACCCCUGAUCGGCAGGAAGCAGGUGAUAAAGUCAGCUGGACUUCAGGACUCAUCUUUGGAAAAGGAGAGGGCAUUGUUGGCUUGGAAACAGACUAUGGCACUCUUCAUAUAAAACUUUUCCCUGAUUGUGCUCCACAUUCUGUAGCUUACAUUCUUGAGUUGUUAGCAUUGCGCCAUUGCGCUGGUUGUGAAUUUUUUCGUGCAGAGAGCCGGGGCCAAUCUUGGGAUUCAGAAGGAAAGCACAUAAAAAAUGCUCCUUUUGGCCCUCCUUUUGCCUUGAUUCAAGGAACAUUGGAAGCUCAAGGAAAAACAUUCAAGAAAAUCCCAAAAGAAGUUUGCCCAACCAUAAGAAGGGGUUCAGUUGCUUGGGUUGGUUCUGGCCCAGAAUUCUUGAUUAGCCUAGCCAACCACCAAGAAUGGAAAAAAGCAUAUACUGUCUUUGGUUCUGUUCUUCCAGAAGACAUGAAAAUUGCAGAGAAAAUUGCCCAACUCCCUACCAAGUCAGAUGUUUGGAACAACAUUAAUGUAUCUGUAUUGGAAAAGUCUGUUCCCUUGACGUUUCUAAGAAUCAAGACAAGUCAUGGAGAACUUGGAACAAAUGUGAAAUCAGAUUGAAAAUAUUUAUAGUAUAACAAUUCCUUUGUUAUUCAGAAGAAUCAACUUGAAUAUUGAAGAACCAUGUACAAGAGUGAAGCUAUAUGGUUGGUGAAGCAUACCGACGUGCCCUCUUAUUUGGUUUUGUUUGAGUUUUGCUUGUUUAUGCUCCCUCAACUGUACAUUGUGAACUCAAUUUUUGUCUUUCUUUGGUUUAUAUACAUUACCAAUUGAUUGGCC
Hevea brasiliensis (rubber tree) is the source of this 1440-nucleotide messenger RNA. RefSeq lists its product as uncharacterized. The record is from RefSeq and is a predicted model, not a curated record. Gene Ontology annotation, biological process: protein peptidyl-prolyl isomerization. Lineage: Eukaryota; Viridiplantae; Streptophyta; Magnoliopsida; Malpighiales; Euphorbiaceae. The transcript has 5 exons. Gene Ontology annotation, molecular function: peptidyl-prolyl cis-trans isomerase activity. The coding region runs from base 193 to 1221 and encodes 342 amino acids.